GAGCGGAACCGCCCCUCGGCUUCGCCGCCAUGCAGGAGGGCGUGCGGCUGCGCGCGGGUGCCUCCAAGGGGGACAUCCGGGAGAAGGUGUGGGAUUACCUGGAGGCCAGCGGUCUGGCUGAGUUCCCACGGCCCGUGCAUCACCGCAUCCCUAAUUUCAAGGGAUCUCAUCAGGCUUGCUGCUCUAUUAAAGAGCUUGAUUUGUUCAACAGAGCAAGUGAAAUCAAAGUGGACCCAGACAAACCUUUGGAAGGCGUUCGGCUAGCUGCACUGCAGGCAAGGAAAACUCUGUUGGUUCCGACACCACGUCUGAGGAGUGGGCUGUUCAAUAAGAUUGUUCCACCUCCAGGUGCAGCUAAGGAAACACUGCGGAUAUGUGCUACAUCUCAGGGCAUAAAAGAGUACAGUGUGCCUGUAGGUCUCGAUGGGAAAGCACGAGUGGACUUGGUUGUUGUAGGAUCAGUGGCUGUCUCUGAAAAAGGUUGGAGAAUUGGAAAAGGAGAAGGUUAUGCAGACAUGGAAUAUGCAAUGAUGGUGUCAAUGGGAGCAGUGACAGAGGACACACCUGUAAUUACUAUCGUGCAUGACUGCCAGGUAGUUGACAUAGCAGAAGAGCUCCUUGGUGACCACGAUUUAACUGUCGAUUACAUACUCACACCAACAAGAACUAUCAAGACUAAUUGCAAACGACCAAAACCACGUGGAAUACUAUGGCAUAAGGUCAGCUGUGAGAUGCUGGGAAAAAUCCCCAUCCUUAAGAGUCUUCGGUACAGGGAGAAGCAGGCGGGCAAGGAUGUCACCCUCCAAGAUGAACAGCCAGACUUGGCAAAAGCCAACAAGUCAGCAGCGUUAAAUGAGAAGGCAAUGGCUGGAAAAACAAGACCACAGGCUUCAAUGGGCUCAGCUCAAACAGGACAACAUUCCCUAUUCCUGAAAAACAAGUUAAAUUUUGGCUGAACCAUCCUUUCUAAACAGGAGCACUUUUGCCAUCGGUGCUGGGCACGUAGUCAAAGUAAGCAUCCAAAUUGAUUUUUCUUAAACUUGGAAACUUAUUUUUUAGCCAGAGGGUACCAUUAUGUAUAUUUUAAGCAUGUUAUUAUGCCUCAGGGGUCAGACAUUUUGUACAGUAUUCAACAAAUUCUCGGUGUUAUCAUGUGCUCUGUGCAGAUGGUCUCAAGGAAAGCAUUGCUCCAACUUCUUGGAAGGUCAGCAAAGGAGAAGUUGCUGAAGAAAUAGCGCUGUGCUCUUAAAUGCUCUCUUUUCCUUCAGCUCAAGAUUAUUUUUGGUAUCACUUAGCCUGAAAUCAAAUGUAAUCACUACAGAGGCCCCUGCAUCUUGUUUCAGUAGUCGUGUGCUUCAAGGAUAAGAUCCAGGAGUCAUGUUACUACUUAAAGACACUCAUUACAUCAUUAUCUUAGAAAGCAGAGGGAAGUAAAGCAAAGAAAUAAUCAUACCUCACAACCUCCCCCUUCAUAGGAUGGCAAAUUAAGAAGAGGGAUCAUAUGAUGUUCUUUUUGACUCUCGUAAUGCCACUUGCUUUGGUGAAGAUGCUGAGAUGACCUUAGCAGUUACAAGGCAUUAUCCCACCAAUGCAAGCUUCAGUCAUCUCAAACAACUUUGUGUGUAUUACAGAUUGAACUAGCCUUCCCUGGUCACAUUUGUGGGAAAUUCAUCUCCUGCCUUGUUUCCUCGUAUUAAUGACCAAAGUUUUGGCACAGAUAAGAUUAAGCACUGUUGACCACUUUGAGUUUUAUUAGGAAAAAAUAAUGUUGUUUUUCUUUUAACUAAGGCAAAGAAAUCAAAAGAAAUGUACAAGUGGCAAGUGCUUUGUAUUCAUACUUGGAGGCACUCCUAAGAAUUCUUCUAUGCUAACCUUGGUCAUCAGUUUUUUCUUUGCUGGAAGCCACAACACAGAGCUCAAUGUCAGCUGACCUCCAAAAGCAAUGGAACAGUAGAAAUCAUAAUGGUUUUCUCUGUAUUUUGAUAGUAAAAGUUUAUAUGCUGGGGGUGUUGGAUGUAUUUGCUUUGCUCUUAAUGCUGUAUGCAGUCAGUGGCCGGUUUUGUCUGGACAAGCAUAUCUAGAUAGAGCUUUUUUCAGAUGACUUUCCUCUUUGCAGUUGUGGCUCUGUGUGCAACCUGUAGCAUGAGCUGUUAGACUGCUCUGCACGUAGCUGAUUCUCUGCAGCUAUCUUCUGGCCUCUCACUUUUUUGAAUGCAGUUCACAAUCCAAACCACACUGCUGGAAAGGUGUUAACCAGACAGAGGUAUGUAAUUGUAAUUAGGCUCUGAGGAGAAAAGUAAUUACUAUAAGCUUAGGCUAAUGAGCCGUCCGUUAGCGUUUUGAAUGGACUGGAAUCAUGUUAAUGCAGUGAUAAUUUCCAAGUUGAGCAAGUUGUUAAUAAAUUGCAAGAUCAUUUGGGCAUCAGCAAAUCAGAGUAACUGUGCUGUGAACAAGCUCCUUUCUGUUGUCUGCUGCAAGAGCAACAGCCUGCAGGAAGAAAUUAGUGCAGGCUGCUGCUGAGAAGAGCCUGAAGCUAUAGAAAGUUCACCGAGGCUCAGAGCACCUGUAGAGGUUUAUAGUUUGCAUGAAGGUAAGCAGUAGUCCUCUGAAAUAAGGCUUGGCUUCCCCACAUUCCUGCUGUCUUGGGGUGGCCUCCUUACUUUCACAAGGGUUUUCUCCUGGCAAAUGUGGCUGAAGAACAUAACCUCUCCCCUCUGGAGAUGAAAAACCAUAGGGAAUCCUAUCUCAUCUGUGCAUUGCUAUUGCAUUCCCACAGUUGAAAACAAGAAGUGAUUUUGUAGGAACUUAAGGAUUUAUAUUCUGCAAUGACAAGGGAAAAAAAAAAAAAGCAGCAUAACUUGCAGCAAAGCAGUUCUGUAAGCUUACCUGUGAGAAAUUGGGUGCAUCUCAUGCUUUCUGAAAUGUGUUCUGUAUUAACACAGUUGGUAGGAGUUUGACCUUGUGCAUGCUGAAGCCUGCGUGAUUUCUGUCUUGAAGCAAGAGAAGCUGUGUUAAGAAUGAGGCUCUUACCACUGCUUAGGAAGCUGGUCUUCUUUAGCUAAGUGACAUUUCAAUGCAAGAUGCUCAAUUGCUGUUUAAUUAAGCAACACAAGACUACCGAAGGCGCACGCCUACAUGACUUUCUGGCAUCUCCAACUGUGUGAUGUGGAUUUUUUCUUACAGGCUGACCAAGUUCCUGCUUGGGUAGGCAGCAGAUUUUGAAGAAAGAGUGAAUGGGGCCCAGUUUGCAUCUCUUAGGUCUAUUGUUUCAGGCUCUCUGCACGCUCAGGAAGACAUGGGUUGUACAUGAGUCACUUCUGACUUUUCUCUCAAUCCACAAAACUCUGCAAUGUAAUACUUUUCAGUGAAUCGUUGGACUCUGAUCUCAUAAUGAAACUCGAGGAACUGAAGUCUGCUUGUUUUUUACUUUGGCCCAGAUCAAGACUGUGCAAGAUAUUUUACUAAGGAUCAAGCCACAGAGUCAAUGCCCUAGGGGAUUUACUGUCUGAAUGAACAAGCUUUAAAGAUGAGAACCUUUACUAAAGCAAUAAUUCUUCAUUUUCUGCCAGUUGUAGUUGUGGCCCUGCUGCUAGCACCUAGGAUGGCUGCAUAGACAUGGAUACGUCGCCUCAUCUCAGGUGCCUACCACUGCACACAGCCCUUCUUUAUUGCAGUGACUAAAGCACUAGUCUGGGACUUCCAAAGCUUCAGGGCUUCAGCCCUGGUCUCUGUAAACACCCAGAGCAAUGGUGAAAAUGCACAUCUUGUCCAUUAACCCCCGUUCCCCUUCUGUAUGAAGGGCUGAGGUAUCUUCAUAUUUGAAGACUCCCACGCUAAAACCAUCCGCAAUGAGAAAGAAGUGCCUGGAUGUUGCAUAAAAUUCUAAAACGCCUUUGAUUAAUGGAUAGCCUGCAUUCAAUAGGAAAUGAAGUGAUCCCUAACGCAGACAGAUUUCAGCCCAUUUGCAGCAGCAGCAGCAGAAGAGCCUGUGUUUCGCUGCUGUGCGAUGAGAAGAAAAGUUCAGCAGUACAAUGGGAAAUACUUUACUGAGCCAACUUUGUUCCGAAGUAAUUAAAAAUGAGGUCUUUCUAUUCUC
Lagopus leucura (white-tailed ptarmigan) is the source of this 4096-nucleotide messenger RNA. RefSeq names its product methenyltetrahydrofolate synthetase domain containing (gene MTHFSD). The record is from RefSeq and is a predicted model, not a curated record. Bases 30 to 956 code for a protein of 308 amino acids. NCBI's taxonomy places the organism in Eukaryota, Metazoa, Chordata, Aves, Galliformes, Phasianidae. The transcript is spliced from 9 exons. Gene Ontology annotation, molecular function: RNA binding. Gene Ontology annotation, cellular component: cytoplasm.